Frankliniella occidentalis (western flower thrips) is the source of this 4721-nucleotide messenger RNA. It is a transcript of the gene Naprt, whose product is annotated as nicotinate phosphoribosyltransferase. The transcript is spliced from 12 exons. NCBI's taxonomy places the organism in Eukaryota, Metazoa, Arthropoda, Insecta, Thysanoptera, Thripidae. The coding region runs from base 16 to 1761 and encodes 581 amino acids. Gene Ontology annotation, biological process: NAD+ biosynthetic process. Gene Ontology annotation, molecular function: nicotinate phosphoribosyltransferase activity. The record is from RefSeq and is a predicted model, not a curated record.
UCCUGGGAGGUCUACAUGGUCCCCCACUUCAUCUGUGGUACUGGCAUCCUUUGUGGCUACAUAUCAUCUAAAACUUCUUUUUCUGCUCCUGUUUUAGAUCUGUACCAGAUUACCAUGGCUUAUGCUUACUGGAAGUCUGGUAAGAAGAAGGAUGUUGCAGUCUUUGAUUUAUUCUUCCGGCAAAAUCCGUUUCAAGGCGAGUUUACCAUCUUUGCCGGUCUGGAAGAAUGCUUGAAAUUCCUGGAAAAUUUCCAUUACUCUGAAAGUGACAUUACAUACCUCAAGGAAACCCUGCCUUCUAGCAUUGAGUCAGAGUUCUUUGACUACCUCAAGAAUCUGACAGCCAAGGAUGUAACUGUACAUGCCAUUGAGGAGGGAUCUGUGGUAUUCCCACGAGUACCUCUAUUGCGGGUUGAAGGACCUCUAAUUAUUGUCCAGCUUUUAGAAACUACUCUUCUUACUUUAAUUAAUUUUGCAAGCCUUAUGGCAACAAAUGCUGCUCGAUAUAGAAUAGCAGCUGGUAAACAGGUUUCGCUUCUAGAGUUUGGCUUACGUAGAGCACAAGGGCCAGAUGGUGGACUCUCUGCUUCUCGGUAUGCUUAUGUUGGUGGAUUUGAUGGCACCAGCAAUGUGCUGGCUGGAAAACUGUUUAACAUACCCGUCAGAGGAACACAUGCACAUUCCUACAUAACUUCAUUCACUGGUACUCAUGAUCUUCAUACUAAGACACUGCGCCAUCGAGUGGAUGGGGAAGAACAUGACAUGUUAGACCUAUGUCAGAAGUGGAGGAAGGAGCUUGCCACGCAUCUAGAAACUUUGACAGAAGAGGCCAGCGAUGGGGAGCUGGCUGCGCUCAUAGCUUUUGCUAUAGCAUUCCCUGAUGGUUUCAUGGUGCUAGUGGAUACGUACGAUGUCAAGAGUGGCUCUGACGUUAAAUCUAAUGGUGGUUCGACUAAAUUUCAUGGGUCACGCAAUUCUGAGCAGCACAUGCAUUGGCCGCUCCAGAGGAGUGGUCUCUUAAAUUUCUGUGCAGUAGCAAUGGCUCUAAACAAUUUGGGUUACAAGGCUGUUGGAAUAAGGAUUGACAGUGGUGAUUUAGCUUAUCUGUCAAAUAGAGCAAGAGAAACCUUCACUCUAGUCGCUGACAAGUAUGACUUGCCCUGGUUUGCCAAACUAACCAUUGUUGCUUCUAAUGACAUCAAUGAAGAAACAAUUUUGAGCUUGAAUGAGCAAGGUCAUAAGAUCGACUGCUUUGGCAUUGGAACUCAUCUAGUUACUUGUCAGCGUCAGCCAGCCCUAGGUUGUGUUUACAAAAUGGUUGAGAUAAACGGUCAGCCUCGUAUUAAGUUGAGUCAAGAGGUUGCUAAAGUAACAAUGCCAGGUUGUAAAAGUGCCUACCGACUUUAUGGAGCAAAUGGACAUGCGUUAAUUGAUCUCCUGCAAAGAUCUGUUGAAAACCCUCCUCAAGUUGGUGAGAAAGUGUUGUGUCGACAUCCAUUUGAAGAAUCCAAACGGGCAUAUGUGAUUCCUACACAUGUUGAGGAGCUGUACAAGGUAUAUUGGAAAGAUGGAAAAAUCGUUCAGAAUCAGCCAACUUUAGAAGGAAUCCGGGAGAGGGUUCAGACCUCAUUGAGAACGUUACGACAGGAUCAUAAGCGUAACCUGAAUCCUACUCCUUACAAGGUCGCAGUGAGUGAUGAGUUGUACAAUUUCAUUCAUGAUUUAUGGCUUCAAAACGCACCAAUUGGUGAGCUUUUCUGAGAUUAGUUGUUGCCCAACAGGGCAACACACAUUUGUUUCUUCAAAACCAUCCAUGUACUGGCUUCAGACUAUUGACUUUGUUUUUAAAACUCCAUGUUCUAAGAUUUUUAUCAAUUCUCGGUGUUGGGAACAUGUUCUUCUGAAACCUAUCCAAAAUUAAGCUGUUAAAGCUGUUAUAAAGUCUAUAUUGAGAAUGCAUGUUAAACGCAUGUUCAAUCAACAAACAUGUACUUAUUCCUAGAGGUGCUCGCACCAGAUUUGACUUCGUCUUAUUUUUCAUGUCCUGAAUGUGACUCGUCUAUUUCUCUCACAUUCCUAGUUUUUGGAGGGAAUGGUCAUGAUCCUUUAGUAGACCUACUAAAAUCAGUGGCAGUGGCUAGCUAGUACUUACCUUGAUGUCCCUCCCUAAUCGUUAACUAGGAGCUGUAAACUUUUUACAUUUUUUGUUUUUAGUUGGAAGUACUGUAUUCCCGUUAGAGGGGUACAAUUACUCUUUUAGCAUUGAUGCAUAAUAAUGCUACGUUUCAGUGCUACUAAAACUUUUCUUAAGGACCUAUCUGUCUUGUUUUUACGGGUGCUGGCUUCAGCAUUGUUAAAACCUCUGCAAGGUAACAUACCUCAAAUGCAUGCAUAAACAAAACACAACAGCUUUUGUGCUUACAAUCUUCUCUGCCAGUUUACUUAUUACAUGUUUAACUGUAUUUUAAGAGAUAUGUUGCUUUACAUUUUAAGACUGUCUUUCAGAGUACGCACAAAUAAUAUUUUUGUCGUUGGAUUUCAUGAUUUUAAAGGUGCUGGCAGUGCUUUUGUGAACACAGUUAUUGCAUCUUUUUACAAAGAAUUUCAGAACUGAUCAGGUAUCUGAAGAGGUGUACACAGGUAUCUAGUCAAUGCACAAUAAUUUUAUUUUGGCUGUCUUUUCAUUGGCAUUUCUGUUCCAUUCGAAAUUACAACCUCAGAUUGUUUUUUUUACUGACCAUUUUUUAAAUGCAUCUAUUCAAUCACAUUCCACUGUGUUAAAUUGAAUCCUUUUUAGACAAUUUUCAUUUAUUACUCAUUCAAGCAAAGCUCAACCACAGCUUGUCUUUUUACUUAAGCAUUUGCAGUAGUAACGUUCAGUGUUUUCAAUGAACAAAUGAAGCAGUGCCCAUGCCUCCUCAUAAUUUCACCCUUUCCCCAAUUUUUCUUUUCAAUUGGUUGGGUUUUCCAUUCUUACCACUUUUAUGAUCUCUCAUGAUACGUACUGUAUUUUAAAAUCAUGGCAAUAUGUGUUACCAAGAGCAACUAAUGUUCAAAGACAGAUAUUAAGUAUCUAUGUUAUCAGUUUGAUUCGCCCAGAAACAUUACUUAUUGUCCACAACCUGUUCAAUUCAUUCCUUUAUUUUGUAAAUUGGAAUCAAUUGAGAUUUUGGAAAACCUUACUAGUCCUACUCAUGUUUUAGCUGCAAUCUAGCUGUGUGUCCAUCACUGUUACAUUUAAUUGUUUAAAGUGAAAGUAUUCAUGUUUUAAUUUUCUAAAUUUGCCAUCAAACUGUGAUGUGAGAUGUAGCGGAACAACUAUGUAUCUAGUCUUUCACUUCAUAAUAUUCGGUUUUGAUGUUUUUUUACACUUACUUGCUGUAAAGGUAUGAUAGUUCUGCUAUGAUUUCUUAGUUUUUUGACAAGUCUUACUGUUUGUUUCGUGUUGACUAUAAAGAAAAUAAUUGUAUUUGAUAAAGAACCAAAAGAAAUGUCUAGUAAAGGCAACUUUUUGUCAUGGAAUAUUUUAUACCACCUCUUGUUCAUGCUCAUCAUAAGGUUGUUACACAUUAGAAGUCAGAUCUUAAUAGAGUUUAGUUAUAUUAAAAGGAUUUUGUCCAGAAUAUUUUGAAAAUAAAUUUUUAACUCAAAUUUUUGAUUGAUUCAAAAAAUUUAUAAAGAAUAAAAAUAGGAAAAGAAUCAAAUUUUUGUUAUAGCAGUGUUACAAUUUUAUCUCUUGUUACGAGAGAAAUGAGUCAAGUAUUUCUUAAUUGCUCUCUGGCUGGCCAAGAAACACCGAGAAGUGUCUCUCUGUAUUGCUUAAUUGUGUAUUUUACGGCGAAUAUCCGGUGGGCGUUGAAUCCCGACAUUCGCCUGGAUAAAGUCCGGAGUCACCGGACUCUUCCGGCGAAUGUUGUGAAAGAGCUGGUAGAAUAUGUUUCCACAUUCGCCGAGGGGCCUUUGGCGAAUGUAGUACCGUUUUAGGAUUAUCUGUUGAGAGUGCAUUUAGGGAUUGAUUGGAAUAUCUGGCAAGUUUUGACAAAUGUUAAGUAUUUUAUUCUUUCUUACGAUUCGUGCAGUUCUCUCAAGAUGGCGAGUGCACACUGUACAUAUUGUGUUUCCCGUACAUUGUCUUGAGGUUUAAUUGGAAUGUUCAUUUUGUCUUAGGUCAUGUUCUCGUACAAAUUAGAAAUGAAGUUCAAAAGAUUAGAGCUAGAGCAAUAUCUAAUACUCAGUGCCCAUGGUUCUUUCUUGCCAUAUGGACCACAUAAGUAUACAAUGUAAGUGACAUUUAGUGUACAAAUUAUCUAUAGACAGAAUAUAUAUUCAGCGAUAAUGUCCAUGUUCUCCACCAAAUGACGGUGAUAGUAUUGUCAUUCCUAGCCAUGUUCCAUUUAUAUGGAACUCACAGUUUAACUUACGACCAGUGUCUGCAAAAAAGCUUCCCACUUUUGAGAACAGCCAUUUAGUUGAUUCCAUAUCAAGUUAUUUACCAAAAACAUAACUGGCAUAAAUUUUGAAUUUUUCAACAAACUUGUUUGAAAAUUUGUAAUAUAGAUUUGGUCUGGUUAUGUAUGUGGAACUAUCAAAUGUUCAAGUGUACUUCACGUAAUAUUCAAUGUUAGUACAUUGAAUUUUUUGUAAAAAUUAAGUAAUAGAUGAAUACUUUGUAGGCACUGUAAUAUACAUACAAGUGUGAUUAAAGUACAGUAUUUUAGGAA